Diospyros lotus (date-plum) is the source of this 5582-nucleotide messenger RNA. RefSeq lists its product as uncharacterized. The transcript has 4 exons. Gene Ontology annotation, cellular component: Ino80 complex. The coding region runs from base 525 to 4457 and encodes 1310 amino acids. The record is from RefSeq and is a predicted model, not a curated record. Lineage: Eukaryota; Viridiplantae; Streptophyta; Magnoliopsida; Ericales; Ebenaceae.
GUCAAUCUCUGCAACGCUUCUCCCUCGACUUGCCGUCUCUCUCUGUGUCUGUCUUCACUCUCACUCCUCUCUUCUCUCUCUCUCUCUCUCUCUCUCUCUCUCUGCACACCCACAUAAACAUAUGUUCUCUCUUUCUCUGUAUGUUGGUUUCUUCUUGUAAAAUCCACCCAUCAAAUCGGACGUCUCACACCUCUACACGUCUCCGUCGUCUCCGUCCUUGGCCUGCAACCCGCCACAUAUACUCACUGCCGCCUCCUCCUCUUCUUCUCUCUCUAGGGUUUCCAGAGACUAAUAACUAGAGGCGCCUUUCUCUCUCUCUCUCUCUCUCUCUCUCUCUCUCUCUCAGAGUCAGAGCAAACAACAAUUUCUCUCACCUGGAAUUCGGCUCCUCGCCUCUAAAUUUCUUCUCCUCUUCAGAGGGUGUCCGGUGGGAAUUCAAGUUCGAGAGUAGCGAAAAAAGGUGUAUAUUGGGAGUUCCUCUUUCUGUUGAUUUUUUGUGUGUUCGGUUGUGGCGGUUAUGUUGAAUGGCGAUUGGCAGGAAUUGCUUUAAGGUUUUGAGGUUUGAUUCGGAGUUUUCAUCUAGGAAGAGUAUGUUGAGUGGGCGUGAUGAGCUCCAGAGGCAGAGUUGUUUAGUUGAUUCAGAUGACGACCAGUUUGAUGACUUUGAUUCAGGAGCAGGAUCAGAUGACUUCGAUUUGUUGGAAUUGGGGGAAGUUGGGGAAGAGUUUUGUCAAGUUGGGGAUCAGACUACUUGUAUACCAUUCGAGUUGUAUGAUCUUCCGAGCUUGGACAAUAUAUUGUCCAUGGAUGUUUGGAAUGAAUGUUUGAGUGAGGAAGAAAGACUUAGUCUCACAGGAUAUCUUCCUGAUAUGGAUCAAGAGACCUUCAUGCGAACUCUGAAAGAGCUCUUUACAGGUUCCAAUCUGCACUUUGGUAGUCCCAUCACCAAUCUGUUUGAUAUGUUGAAGGGGGGACUGUACGAGCCGAGAGUUGCUCUGUAUCGACAGGGUUUAAUUUCUUUUCAGAGAUGCCAGCACUAUCACUUUCUUCAUAACUUUCAAAACUCUAUGGUCAAUAAUCUUCAUCAGAUGAAAAAUGCUUGGCUUAGUUGUAGGGGAUACAGCAUUGAAGAGAAGCUUCGUGUAUUAAACAUAAUGAAAAGUCAGAAGAGUUUAAUGUAUGAAAAUAUGGAAGAGUUCGAAACGGACUCCUCAGGAAGAGAUGAAGCGGGGGAAGAUUUGUGGAAUAAAAUGCUGAAGGAUUGGAAACAUGCACUGAGAACGGGUCAUCAUUCUGCACAUGGGGCAGGUUCAACCUUGAAACAUCCUUCCCAUGGGAAGCAAAUGCCCUUUGAACAGGGAAAAUUUGGAAAGCAGACCCUGAAAGGAAAAUUGAGGUCUGCUGGAUCAAAAACUUCCUCUUCAAAAGAAAAAGUCACUCGCUUUCCUUCUGUUCACUAUGAUAUAGGAAUGAGACUAGGUUCAAAUGGUUCAACACUGGCAGUUCUUCCUCGGAAAAAUAAGGCAAUGGGUUAUGGUUUAGGGGAUGCAAUCCAGAUGAGAGGUCAUGCAAGAGGAGAUGAUGAUGCUGAAGAGAAAAUGUAUGAAGUGGCUGUCCGGGGAGAUCAAAACUCCUCUCGAGUCAGUGCUAGUGAAAAAAAUGUUGCUUUUAAGACAAGAAAAAGGCAUCAAGGCAUGAGAGCCAAUAAAUAUCUUGUCAACGAGUUCAUGGGUUUGCCUGGGUCAAUGGAUAAUGAUUUACAUGAUUAUGGCAGCAGCAGCACAGUGAAUAAAUUAUCUGAUAUUAAACUCUUGACUACAAAACCAUCUAAUGCAAGAAUUUCCUAUGAUUCCAGAAAAAAGGUCAAGUACUCAGAGAAUGUUAUGCAAUUUCCAUUUGAAGAACAGAUGAGAUAUGGGAAAAUCAGGGCUCAGAAUUUGUCGCAAAGGAAAGGAAAUCAAAAAGAGUUAAGUGAACCAGUUUGGAAAAGUAAAGCACAAGGAGAAUCUUUCUCUGUUGAUUCAACCUUUAAAUAUGGUGCUUUAAAUGUUAAAAGUGAGAAGGGGAAGAUGGAGAGAAAGUAUGCUGAUAUUAAUGUUAAUGAUAGGUUGUCUCAGUAUGAGUAUGGAGCCAAGUUGUCACAGGGGAGGGCCAGAGCAACUUUUAUGCAGAAUGGAGGCCAAGAGGCAGCUGCACAAAGGGGCAGUAGAACAUAUGGCAAAGGUGAGGAAACAGAAUCAGACUCGUCAGAGCAACUCCAUGAAAAUGAGGAUGACAGUCCUUUGAUGGGGAGCAAGCAGGCUUACCCCCAGAGAGUCCGUGGUUCUUUCAUGAGAUCUGGUCCAAGGCCUAAAAGGUCUAAAAAAUUUAAUAAAGAUAAAGAGAAUGAUGCUGGGUCUCUUGAUGGGUUUUCUCACUCUGGGAAGAUGGCUGAUCCUGAUGAACAUCCCCAUACAGCUUUGGGAGAAAGCUACUCUUUGAAAGCAAAGAAAAAAGCUAAGAUGCAUGAUGAUAUUGGUCAAAUACAAAAUUCUGCUGCUAAACCAUUGGAAGAUGGCUAUCUCUCUGGUAGGUUAAAUGGGGAUGACAAUCAGAGACAAAUAUAUGAGUUUGGGAAUUAUGACCAGUUACGAGGUGGAGACACAGAAAUAUUUCACAUAUCCUCAUCGAAGGCCAACCAUGCAGAGAGAAGACAGAAAGGGGAACAUGGACGUGUCUAUUCUGUCCAUCAGUCAAGUUAUUUGAAUAAUUAUACUGUUGAUGAUGAGGAGGGUUCACUUGAAACACAUCAAUCAGCUGAGGAUGAUGGAGUUAGUGGUAGAUUGCGGAAGAAAGGUGAAGUCAGGGAAGCACGUCAAGAUGAUUAUUACGAAAGAAUUGUCCCCUUAUCAUUGGAAAAGAAGUGGAAAAUGAAGGAAGAUGAGAAUUGUGAUGAGGAGGAUGAUAAUAAUUACAUGUAUUCUACCCCUCAGCAACUACUUGAUGAUAUGACUUCUUCAAAGAAUUGGAGAAAAAGGAAAGUGGAGGAUUACUCUGUUACUUUUGAGAUGGAAACUUUUGAGCAACCUGUUGCAGAAGUGGGACCAGCAGAUGUCAAGCUAGAAUAUAGUUUGCAGAAAAAGCCGUUUACUCUUAUUACACCUACUGUGCAUACUGGCUUCUCAUUCUCCAUUAUACAUCUUCUUUCAGCAGUUCAUAUGGCAAUGAUAACUAUGCUUCCAGAAGAUCCUUUAGAGGUUGGAAAGCAUAUUGAUAAGAAUGAUGAAAGGCAGAAACUCGGGGAGGAGCAAGAUAGAAAGCAGGGAGGGACAGAUGGUGUCCACUUUCAUGAGAACUUGGGAGACAAAUCAGAGUAUUCUGUGCAGCUUAGUGUCCCUUCUCUUACUGUUCAAGAAAUUGUCAGCCUUGUGAGGUCAAAUCCUGGAGAUCCUUGUAUUCUCGAAACUCAAGAACCACUUCAGGAUUUAGUCAGAGGAGUUCUGAAAAUAUUGUCAUCUAAAACAGCACCUUUAGGAGCAAAAGGAUGGAAGCCACUUGUAUCCUAUGAGAAAUCUACCAGAAGUUGGUCCUGGGUUGGACCAGUUUCUCAGAGUCCAUCAGAUCCUGAAGCUGUUGAGGAAGUGACAUCUCCUGAAGCUUGGGGUCUUCCUCACAAGAUGCUUGUGAAAUUGGUUGACACAUUUGCUAAUUGGCUUAAAAAUAGUCAAGAGACCCUUCAACAAAUAGGAAGCCUUCCUGCCCCACCAUUGUCAGUAAUGCAAUUUAAUUUGGAUGAGAAAGAAAGAUUCAGGGACCUAAGAGCCCAGAAGAGUUUAAGCACCAUCAACACAAGCUCUGAAGAAGUGAGAACUUAUUUUCGCAAAGAGGAAGUUCUCAGGUAUUUAAUUCCUGACCGGGCCUUUUCUUACACAGCUGCUGAUGGUAGAAAAUCUGUUGUUGCUCCAUUGAGAAGAGGUGGUGGUAAGCCAACAUCAAAAGCUCGUGAUCAUUUUAUGCUGAAACGUGACCGACCGCCUCAUGUGACCAUUCUUUGUCUUGUGAGGGAUGCAGCUGCGAGGUUGCCUGGAAGUAUUGGUACCAGAGCAGAUGUUUGUACUUUGAUUAGAGACUCACAGUAUAUAGAAGAAGAUGUCUCUGAUGCCCAAGUCAAUCAAGUUGUUAGUGGAGCCUUGGACCGUCUGCAUUAUGAACGUGAUCCUUGUGUACAGUUUGAUGGGGAAAAGAAAUUGUGGGUUUAUUUACACAGAGAAAGAGAAGAAGAAGAUUUUGAGGAUGAUGGGACUUCAUCUACAAAGAAAUGGAAGAGGCAAAAGAGAGACGCUGCCGAGCUAUUCGACAAGGGAACAGUGACAGUGGCUUAUUAUGAGGCCGGUGAACAAACAGGGUUUGGAUUGAGUUCUGAUCUUGAUGUAGGGUCACAGUGCAUUGAUGAGGAUAAGAGAAUGGAACUUAUAUAAGAAAAUUCCACUAAUGAAGAUUUUGAUGAUCAAAGAUUUAGUGAACCACCAGCAGAACUUAUAAAUACAAGCUUUUCCUCAUUCUCCAGGCAGCUGCUUACUGAUUGAAUUGCUUGGCAUCGAAUGUAUUUGGUUGGAUUGAAAACAGUGCAGACUUGGGUUGACCCUUUGCAAAUUUAUAUCAUGGGAGAAAUUUAAUAUCUGCUCCUGUUGCUUGUAAGGUAGAGCUAUGAAGUUCUUUAAUUUCAGUAACUAAGAAGUCUGAUGCUCAAAAAUGACAGAUAACCAAGAUUUUAUUGUUAUUAUUUUUUUAGAAGAAUGAUUAUGGAUCUUUAUUUGCUUUUUACAUGCACUCCUUCGGCCUGAUACCAUUAAUACUGCAACUCUCUCAUCUUUAUUGUCAGUCCUUUUGUACUUCUUUUAUCCUUGUCAAUGUGUUGCUUAACCCCCAAAGAAAAACUUUACUUUUUUGCCAUCAAGCACUCAAUUAGGUUGUUGUAUCAACAAUGCUCUACAGAUUUUAUUUUCUGCUGAAAAACAUGUAACACUGUUGGUUCAGGUUUUAAAUUAACUCAUAAGCUUCAUUUUAUUGGUCAGGAAUAUUUGUAUACAAGGUAUGUGCAAGGCCUAAAGAUUUUGCAUCUGCAACUUUUCAUGUUACAUGCACAAGAAGUUCUCCUGAAAUACUCUCCUGUGGUUUUCUUCUCUUUUUCUGAGUGAAUGCCAACUUUCUUUAUUUUCCCUUUAUCCUUUAUUCAUUUCUGUGAAAGAUGUUGCCGUCUUUUGGCACGCAAUUGGUUGGGUUUCCGACAAAGUAACUAAUGACUUGGCAGGCUCCAUGUGGUCAUUACCAUCCUUUGAUGUAUUCGUAUAUUAGUUUGAAGUGCAGCUGCAUCCGCCAAAAGUUUGUAUAAUAGUAAGCUUUGGAAGGCCCAAAUUUAAUGUUCUGAAAGACCAAUUGAUUUCUCAUGAUUUUGCAUCCCAUUUUGUUGUUUUUCCUUUAAUGUCAAAGUAGAUGUUUAGGUUAUGUUUAAAUGCAGUGCAUUAUGCCACCGAAUUAAGAAAACUCUGCUCUGCUGUGGAAUCUCAGCUUAUUGUGUAUAUAUAUGUUAGAUGAAGGCUGAA